Messenger RNA from Oikopleura dioica, 5238 nucleotides. The record is from the annotation of a GenBank genome assembly. Lineage: Eukaryota; Metazoa; Chordata; Appendicularia; Copelata; Oikopleuridae.
AUGUCUGCGGAGGUGAUCGAAAUUGGUUCUGACCCUGGUUCAGAGUCUGACAAAACCCCAAUUCGAGACGAGUCCAAUAACUCGUUGAUAAUACUUGACGUAUCUCAAAACAAUUCCCCAGAUCAUCAUAAUAAUGAGGAGAGCAGAAACCCCUCCCCGAUUCUUCUCUCCGAUCCAGACGAUGAUAUACCAAUUGUCGAUUUAAUCGAUGUGGAUACGCCGAUGGAGUCGCCAUCGCCAGACUUGACGAUCACUGACGUCAUUCCUCAAGAAGAUCUGGUCCCUAGUUGUGUUGCGGAUGAGUUGGCGCUAGCAAUUAAGAAUAAGUCUAAGCCCAAAAAGAUAACAUCAGCAGAAGUAACAGGAUGGGCAGCACACCAGCAACUAAUCGACCUCGAAGACGGAGAGCUUCUCGAGUCAGAUGAAGAUCCGAACUCUCUGGAUCUCUUCGGGCAGAAAGGAAGUGAAGCCAGUAGGAAAGUUCACCUCUUGAACAGGCCCAAAAAUAAGCGAGGAAGAAAAAACAACAAGAAGAAAAACGCAAAGAAGGCGAAUCCAUUUACGUCUCCAGAUUGGUGCAGAUCGGUGACAGUUACGCCAAAAGAUAAUCCUCCCGUCCCUCGAACUCGUGGACAAGAUUAUUCCUCGCUCUUGGAAGAGUACAACGAAGUCAAUAAGAAAAUCGCCAAGAUCCAAGAAGAAACGUCGAAGGAUGAUAUUACAGCGCCUCAUAAUGAUCCCUCCUGCGAAAUCAUCGAUGUUUCGUCACCGCAACGAGAAGAAAGCGAAGAAGAAGACGAUGAUAAGAUGCUUCUUGAGCUUAGGAGACGCGCUCUCCACAGCGAAAAUAAAAGUCGUGCCUCUCGCCCCGUCAAAGUCUACUCAUACGAAUACGAGAAGAAAGAACGGAAAGACGGGAAUUCCAGAGAUCCAAGGGACUUUCCUUAUUGGAAGAAAAACUAUCAUCCCUCUCUGAAGAACUCUAAAAGUCCGCUCAUGCCUCGACGAGUACCGAGAAUCGGCAAAAAUCCGAAAAUAAAAAUAGUCGAACCCCUUUUCACGGCGAAAUAUCGAGAAAGAAUGAAACCCAAAAUUUGGCAUUUCAAAGAAAAUGAAGACAAGUGGAAAUCCAUUCAGCGUACUUGCUCGACAGAGAGUUCUAAUAGUUCAGCGGUUCAGUGGAUUCAAGCUUCGAGAGACGUGGCUAUUCAAGUUGGCCCGGGAGAAUUCGACGACAUUCAAAUCAUCCCGAUGGAAAUUGACUCCGGUGACGAUCCAGGUUAUAAAAGAACAGUGAGGCCGCCGGACAAUUCGAGUGCGAACGAAUCGAGGAGCGCGAAAAGACAGCCUUCAGAAUCAGAAGCCGAGCUACGAAAUCAACUCCUCAAGCAAGUCAUGGCAAGACGUGGGAUUAAAAUUCAUGCCAAUCCAAAUAAACUACCUCCAGAUACAAAUUUGAGCUCCUACGCCGAAGGCCGCCAUAGAUCCACUAGCUUCGAACACCCAAUCUACGUCGAUGUCGUUGCGCGCCCGCGCUCGGAAUCAGCUGAUCAAGCUGGAAUCAAUGGCUCCUUCACGAUUAUGGACGAGAUCUCUCCGACUUUAUCCGCUCCUCCAGCGACUGAAGUGCCUGAAUCAUCCGCAAUGACCGUGGAAAUAGAGCCAAGACCAACAACAGAUCAAAAUCGAGAGGCAGGGGAAAGUCCUGUUUUUGAAGUGCCGAUGACAACAACUAGAGACGAUGAGUAUCACACGGACCAAGCUGUGAUGGACAGAACUUUCAACUCACAAGACGCAACACAAGGCUCAACACUAGCUGAUUACACCAUGGAUUCUAGAGAUGGCGGAUUGCAAAAUGAAGAGACAAUGAACAGUUCAAUUCUUGAGACGAGUUUCACAGAACAAGCUCCUGUUCUUCCAGAUCUAAGCAUCAAUGAUUCUUUGCAGGCUAACGAUGUUCUUCCCUUACAUCCUCCUGUUGUGGUUGAUAAUUACUCAUCAUCAGAAGACAUAGAAUCGACAGAUGAUGAAGUCGAGAACGAGGAGCAAGCAAGACAGCAAAUUGAUAAGCUCAAGCAAUCGAUAAGACAUCAUCAUGCGAAAAUCGUGCGAGACAGACAGUCAAUCAAGAGCUUCAAAGAAUUGCGAUCAAAAAAGAUAGAAGAGAAGAAACAAGUCAAAGAAUCACUAGAAGUACUGAUGGUCAAAGUUGCGUCAUAUGAACGCUACUUGCGAGAAAAUACAGAAUAUCAGCGCUCGAUAAAGGAUAUUGUGAACAAUAUGGUGAUAGACAUUGAAACAGCGAAGACGGACAUUUUAGAGCGGCGAGUAGAAAUUAGCAAUUUGCAGGAGCAGUAUGGACUUGAUGAUGCUGACGCGGAUGAAAAUAGGAAGAUAAUUAUGCGGGCUAAGCUGAAUGAGCAAAAAGCUGAGCUGGAGCGUAAGCUAAAAAAACUCGCGGAUUCAACUCAAGAGAAGAUUGAUCAACAAAUUGUUCAACAACAAACACAGCUCAUCCACGGAGGCGAGGGAAACGGAGAACCCCUUCUCGCAACUAGAAGUAGCCCAGUACCACCCGACGAUGAUUACGAGUUCGAGCCAUUGCCAGAAAUGCCAGCGCGCGUCACAACCCCGCCAGAUCCAUAUUCACUCGUUACACGAAGCACUUUCGAAGAAAAAAUCAAAUCUCUUUGCACACACCGACAUAAAAUUGCACAUAUAAAACUCGUCGAAGAAAUAACAGAAAAUGACAAAAUGCCGAUUGCAACCGAACGGGAUAUUCUGCCGAAAACGUAUCUCGCAAAAGACAUGAAACCACUUGAGAACAAGGGCAAAUUCAAAUCGCCACUCCUUAAAUUUCGAUCGUAUCGAUUCUCGCCAUAUUUCCGCGAGAAUUUUUCAAUAGCCUCGGCUACUUAUACGCAUAAAGUAGACUGCAACGCGCCCAUCUGUGGUUAUAGCUUUUCUGGUAGAUGCAACGACGAUCGAUGCAUAGGACAGCACCGUCGUGACAUAACCAUGCAAGGCCAUGAAGUGUUUCUCGAUUUACUCGCGUACAACAGAGACAUUAUCAAGAUGGACGCAUUCACUGAUUACAGCGAUCAGUUGAAAGCUACUCAAGCGUAUUUGAACAGAAUGUUACCGUCGGAGCUUGAACUCAAUAUGGCUCAGAAAUGCGUGCUUUUGGUAGAAGAAAUCAACAAGGAGAGUAACGUAGACGAGCCUCAUAUCGUCUCUAAAUACGCAUCCUCUGGAUUCAAAUGCAAGCAAAACGUUCGAAAAAUGACGAAAGUAGCGCAGCAGCCAGAUUAUCCUGAGGACGAAAAUCAACCUGAAUACAUAGACGACGAACAUGCUACUCAACAAGAGCGAUAUUUCUACGACGAGCAAUUAGAGCGCUCUAUCAAAGAACUCGAAGCGACAGCAAAAGAUGACGCUAAAAAUGUUCCAGCGCUUGUUGAGCUUGUUCAGAAAUACAUGAGUUCGAAUAUUCUCAAUGGUCCGAAAUAUGCUCUAGCCGCGAUCUGCCACGGACUUGAAGCUAGUCCGGCGAAUUCAACUCUUUGGAGAAACUUUUUCGCGCUUCAUUCUGAAUUAAAUCUGCCAGAGAGCCUUCAGUUCGAGGAAGUAAUUGACUUUUGCGAGGACAACUGCUCCCUUGAUCGUGAUUUCUGGCAGUAUCGGAUCAAUAACUCCAAGCAAAAAGCGAAAACAAUUGAGCGUUAUAUAGCGAGAAUAUUAGGCAGCGGAGACGUGGAGUGUUAUUAUCUUGAGUUCGUCAAUGCUGCUGUUUAUCGAGCAUUUCUGUAUUCAAUGGAGCCAAAUUUAUCCGAAGCCGCUGACUUUUUAUCGGGUUUGCCUGAUAUCGUCGAUUUGCCAAGCUCAUUUGAAUGCUUUAUCUGGUGCGUAAUUAUUCAUCUGCGCGUGUUUAAUGCCUUCCCAAUGAAAGUCCUUCCAUUGGAGUAUUCCUGCGAUCUCUCAAUGGAGGUGCCCUUGACCUUUGAUUUUCCACAUGAGUCAUUCUCCAUUCACUCGCCAAAGCUUACUCCUUUCACUCACAACACGGACGCAAUAAAUAAGAGCGAUGUAUUCGAAGAGAUCUCCGAGGGCAUCCAGCGCGCCGUAUCAAACUGGGACGACAGUGAGCAAUCAGAAAAUCUAGUCACUUCCUUGCUUGAGAUUCUAGUGCUUCUUGAUGGAAGCCACGCCGCGUUUGCCCAUUCUAUUGCUAGGCAACUAUCAAAAUGCAAGCUAGUCUGGUUGCUUGUCGGAAGCUGUCCGGGAGUCGAGCCCAUGGGAAUUUUUAAUGAAGCUCUUUGUAAAUUAAGUAAUCAUCCGAAGAUGUCCUACUUGGUUGCGAGGAAAUUCAUUUUUGAUGUCGAGAAUGAGGAGCUCUGUGCAUUCGCCUUAUCGACAAUUGAAGACAUGAUCAUCCCUUUCUACGAAGUUGGUACAGAAACUUCCUUGACUGAAGGAUCUGUCAGUCUUCGCGCUCUUCUUCGAGGAGUCUUAGAGCGAUACUACCCGAAAUUCUUCAAGGAAGAAAUGUCAGAAACGCUUCCGAAAUUCACGCAGACUUCCCAGCUUAGUGAAGAAACCGUCCCUUGGAUUUGGCUUUCCUUCAUUCUCAUUGAACGUCUGUACGAUGAACAUGACGAGAGUGAUCUAAGUGAGGUCUUUGGAGUCGCACUACAAGUCGCGAAACAGGAUCAAGAGUUCAUCUCUUUGGAGGCUCUGAGCUGGUCAAUGCGCAGAAAGGACGCUCCAAAUUUGUUCGGAUUCGCGUUGAAGCACUUUUCCAACUGUCCAUUCCUCCCAGUAAACGUCCAAAUUCUUCCAACUAUUCUUGAGCGACUCCCGGACUCGUCAAAAAUGUCACUUUGCCGACAACUUUUGGAGAGCCCAAAUAUGAGCUUAGUCGAAACCGUCGCUUGGAUUCUUCUUGAGAAUGAAAACUUCACGGCCUUGGUUACCAUGCUUCAGCCAUUGAUUCAGUCAAAGGAGAUUUCUGCCACCGCAUUUGCUGCUUAUCUUAUGGCCGAGAAAAAGCUCAACAGUAGAUCUUGUGAUCAUUCAAUGAUCGAGUUUGUCACGCGAUUCCGUUACUCUAGAAUUGCUGUCGAACUCUCAGCACUCUACUGGAGAUCUCUGGACCAGCCAAUGAUAAGUAAUCCGCAACUGCAGUGGCUCCGCCAAUCUGUCGAGCGACAAGGGAUGAAGGGUAUCUUUUCGGGUUGA